Dendrobium catenatum is the source of this 3251-nucleotide messenger RNA. RefSeq names its product receptor-like protein kinase HSL1. The coding region runs from base 152 to 3052 and encodes 966 amino acids. The transcript has a single exon. The record is from RefSeq and is a predicted model, not a curated record. Gene Ontology annotation, biological process: protein phosphorylation; hormone-mediated signaling pathway. Gene Ontology annotation, cellular component: plasma membrane. NCBI's taxonomy places the organism in Eukaryota, Viridiplantae, Streptophyta, Magnoliopsida, Asparagales, Orchidaceae. Gene Ontology annotation, molecular function: ATP binding; protein kinase activity; protein binding.
AUGAAGAGAAGCUUCCUACUGUCCAUUGGCGACGACCACCCGUCAACUAAGGGAGAGUCGUCUCCCUGCUUAAAUCCACACAGCCACCUUUCCGACCAAAUGCACCACUCACAGCUUGCUGGUGGCCGCCAAGUUCCGGCGAACAUCUCCAAUGGUCCCAAAGUUUACAUGUUUCAUCUGCACCUUCGUCACUCUCCUCCUCUUUCACAAAACCCCUGCCAAGUCGGCAUUAAACGAGAAACAAAUCCUCCUCAACAUAAAAAAUGAUUGGGGAAACCCUCUCUCACUCAGCUCAUGGAAUCUCACCGGCGACCACUGCAAAUUCAACGGAAUAUCUUGCUCCGACGAUGGCUUCGUCGAGGGCAUAAACCUUUACAAUAGUAACAUCUCUUCACCGAUCCCUGCAUCCAUCUGUGAUCUCAAAGGUCUCGCCUUUCUCUAUCUCUCCGACAAUAACAUUCCCGGCGAAUUCCCCAUCGUUCUCAACAACUGUUCCAAGUUGCAGGAGCUCGAUAUCUCCGACAACUACUUUGUCGGCCAACUCCCCGUCGACAUCGACAAGAUGCCGAUCAAUCUCACACAUCUGGUGAUCUACGGCAACAACUUCACCGGCAAUAUACCCCCAGCCAUCGGCAGGCUUCCGGCAAUUAAGCUUAUUAAUCUUCGUUAUAAUCUGUUGUACGGCACAAUUCCGGCUGAAAUGGGGAAUCUUUCGACACUGGAGACUCUUGAUCUAGCAUAUAAUUCGCUUGUUGGUGAGAUUCCGGCAAGUAUUUGGAUAAUGAAGCCGCUGAAAUAUCUUUACUUGUUUGUGAACAAUCUCACCGGAGAGAUCAGUAGGACUGUCGCCGCCAAUGGGUUGGUCGAGAUCGAUCUUUCCAAAAACAAUCUCACCGGAUCAAUACCGGAAGCUUUUGGGGAGCUGCAAAACCUUUCUGCUCUCUUAUUGUGCUACAACAAUCUUUCCGGCGAAAUUCCGGCGAGCAUCGGCCGCCUACCGAAUUUAUAUGACAUAAAGCUCUUUAAUAAUAGGCUUGAGGGUGUUCUGCCGCCUGAAAUGGGGAAGUAUUCCAAGCUGCGGAAUUUCGAGGUGGACGACAAUAUGUUCACCGGCGAGCUACCGGAGCAUCUCUGCGAUGGAAAGGUACUGACCUGCUUAAUUGUCUUCAACAACCAGCUCACCGGCACACUGCCAGAGUCAUUAAGUAGCUGUUACACGUUGCUUAAUGUCCAAAUACAGAACAAUCAGUUCACCGGCGAGUUCCCCGCCGGAAUUUGGUCGGCGGUAAACCUAUCCUUCAUGAUUUCAAAUCAAAACAAUCUCACCGGAACUCUACCUGAUAAAUUCCCCUGGAAUCUAACACGGCUAGAGAUCCAAAACAACCAAUUUUUCGGCAGGAUCCCCUCGUCGGCCGGAGGACUUUUGGUCUUCCUCGGAGACGGUAACAAGUUCUCCGGCGAGCUUCCGAAGAGCUUCUUUGACAUGUCGUUACUUCAAGAAUUGUCUCUAAGCAGAAAUCAGAUAUCUGGCAUGAUUCCGACGGAAAUUGCAAAUAUGAAAAAACUCACCUUUCUUGAUCUCAGCAACAACCACCUGUCCGGUCACAUUCCUGAUACAAUGGGAUCCAUGAUGCUCCAUUCCCUUGACCUCUCAAAAAACAAACUUUCCGGUGACAUCCCUUCCAAUCUCGGUAACCUGAUACUCGGCUCUUUAAAUCUCUCCUUCAAUUAUCUCACCGGCGAGAUACCUGUCCCAUUACAAAAGCUAUUUUCCGAACAGAGCUUCCUAGCAAAUCCAAACCUAUGCACUUCUUACUCCAUUCCAAGCAUCCAAAAGUGCAGAAUCCAUCCUAAGAAAGUCUCAACGGGCCUUCUAGUUUUCUUCUCUGUCCUCGGCGCCAUCAUUUUCUCCGGCGUGGUCCUGCUCUGUUUCCUCAUAACAAAAGAACGCCGCCGGCGUAAAAAAGCCGGCGCCUUUCCAUUAGACUCGAAACUCACCCUCUUCCAAGCAGGAAAUUUCAAUAAAUCCGUCAUCUUCAACAGCCUCACCGACGACAAACUCGUCGGAAGCGGAGGCGGCGGCAAAGUCUACCGCGUUUCUCUCUGCCGGAACAACACAGUCGCCGUAAAAAAAAUCCACGACACUUUCAGGCUUGAUUCCGAUAUCGAAAAGCAGUUCCAAGCCGAAGUCAAGAUCCUCGGCUCCAUCCUCCAUGACAAUAUCGUGAAACUCCUCUGUUGCAUCUCCGGCGAGAAUUUAAAACUCCUCGUCUAUGAAUACUUACAGAACGGCAGCCUAGACUGGUGGCUUCAUCAACGACGACGCGGCAACGAAGCACCGCUCGAUUGGCCGACGAGACUCCAAAUCGCCGUCGGAGCCGCCAAGGGGCUCUGUUACAUGCACCACCACUGCUCUCCUCCGAUCAUCCACCGUGAUGUGAAGUCAAGCAACAUACUUCUCGACCCAAAAUUUAAUGCCAAGAUUGCAGAUUUCGGCCUUGCAAAGAUCUUAGAGAGGAAAGGAGAGCCGGCGAGCGUGUCGGUGGAGGCGGGGACGUUUGGGUACAUGGCGCCGGAGUAUGCGACUUUGAGCAAAGUGAAUGAGAAGGUGGAUGUAUAUAGUUUUGGAGUGGUGCUUUUAGAGUUGGUGACGGGUAAGGAAGCAAAUGAUGGAGGGGAAGAUAAAGAUGAGAAUUUGACGGAUUGGGCGUUGAGGAGGUCAAGGGAGAAUGGGGCGGAGGUUGUGGACCAGGAGAUCGCCGGAGAGUCACCGGAGCGCGUGAAGGAGGCGGAGAUGAUGUUUAAGAUUGGACUUAUAUGUACCAUGUAUAAUGCGUCGGAGAGACCAACGAUGAACGAGGUGGUGCAGAUGUUGAUGAAGUUGGUGCAGGGCAGAAAUAGCAAUGUCGGCGUCGGAGGCGGUGACGGAGGGACGCCGUUAUUGGACAGCGAGAGUAGGAUGGGCAGUAAGAGGAAGCAGGUUGUGGAUAUUAUGGAGGACGAUAGUGAUGAUAGUGUGGUUAAUCAAUACGACGGAAUUCUUUCUCUGUAGAAAGUAAAGGAAUUCUCCGGCGAGCGGCGGUGGCUUUUCAAAAACUUGAGGUGAUUGUAGUGAACAUUUUAUGAAGAUUCUGCCACGUCAGCAAUUUAGUUAAUUCUUGCUGUAAUCUUGCUUUGGGAUAACUCUAUAAAUACAUAUACUUCUGUAAUAGUUUAGAUUAUCUAAUAUUAAAAAUUCUCUAUCUUCUUCC